Messenger RNA from Copidosoma floridanum, 1885 nucleotides. RefSeq names its product phosphatidylinositol glycan anchor biosynthesis class V (gene PIG-V). Gene Ontology annotation, cellular component: mannosyltransferase complex; endoplasmic reticulum membrane. The record is from RefSeq and is a predicted model, not a curated record. NCBI's taxonomy places the organism in Eukaryota, Metazoa, Arthropoda, Insecta, Hymenoptera, Encyrtidae. Gene Ontology annotation, molecular function: GPI mannosyltransferase activity; alpha-1,6-mannosyltransferase activity. Gene Ontology annotation, biological process: GPI anchor biosynthetic process.
UAGAUAAUUAUCUUAAAAUAUACAAACAAUUGUGGAAAUCAGUAAAAAAUUUUACCUUGAAAAUAUGCUCUGCAACUGUGAAGAUUAUUUUCGUGAAGAUGGCAAUACCUUUUUGCUUUCGGUUGUCAUUGACGCUAGCUAAUGUUGACAAGCGGUUAUUAAUUUAGAUGGAUAAUAAAAUUAAUUAAUUAACUAAACAAUAGAAUGAAGCCGAGAAAAAAGACUUUAGACAUAGAUGAAUGCCAAAUUUCUAAAGGAAAAUGUAUACAGCAAAGCACAAGGUAUACUGGUUCGCAAUAGCAUCACGCAGCCUCAUUCUCCUACUGCAAAUGGUCUUCAACUUGCUCUGCCCAGACCACAAUGCUGACGCGUUCCGGACUCCCAUAGAUUCGACUGAGAAACAAUACUUUUUCGACAGACUCGUAAAAUUCUUCUUUGAAGGUUUGACUCGAUGGGAUGCCCAAUAUUUUAUUCACAUAGCCAAGUAUGGCUACACUUACGAGAACACGCUGGCGUUCUUUCCACUAUACCCAUGGCUCGUCAGAUUCGUUGCAGGGCUUGCACCACCGACCCUCAACCAAAGCAGUACUAUCAUACUAGCCGGCAUCGUGAUAAACUUUGUGUGCUUCGUUAAAUUAGCCCUCAUCCUCUAUGAUCUCACUGAUAAUGUGUUUCAGAACACCAAGGUAGCCUACCGCUCCGCCAUACUGUUCUGCAUCAAUCCGGCCAGUGUGUUCUUUAGCGCACUUUAUACAGAAACUUUAUUCGCCUUCCUCACCUUUUACUGCAUGCUCGAGAGUGUCAACAAUAAUCCAUGUGUCUUUUUGCCACUCAGUCUUUCUACGCUAGUCAGAUCCAAUGGGCUGGUCAAUACUGGCUUUCCUGCCUACACAUGGCUGAGAAGUCUUUUAGUCACCUCAAUACCAAAUUAUGUAACAGAAUAUCGGUUGUACCAUUCGAACAAGCGAUCUGUACUCUUCGACUUUCGACACAUCUUUCUCAGUAUAUUUCAAAUCUUCACGACCAUUUUCGUGUCCUUAUUGCCAUUUUUGGGGUUGCAGAUACACUAUUAUGCGCUGUAUUGCAAGACAGAAGCGAACGCAACGUUUCCAUAUCACGUACAGAAGUACGCUUUGGAUAACGAUCUCUUAAUGCCAGGCCGGCAUGAGUUUGCGUGGUGCAACAACAAGAUGCCGAUAGCUUACUCUUACGUACAGAGCAAAUAUUGGAACGUAGGUUUUCUAAAGUAUUACGAGUUUAAGCAGAUACCAAAUUUCUGUCUAGCUCUGCCAGCACUGUACUUAAUGUUAAGAUGUAUACUAGGCUUUUUUAUAGAGCACAAAUCAAAAUUUUUCACUCUUGAGUUUUAUACUGGUAUAGCCAAAAAACGAAAAUCCAACGAAAGGUAUCCGCUGGCGAUGUUCGUUUUUGUAGUGCACGCAGCAUUUCUCACUCUAUUCUGCAUCUUAUUUGUGCACAUCCAAGUGAGUACAAGGCUGUUGUGCUCAGCUACUCCUCUGCUGUACUGGUAUUGUGCCUUGUUAACUCUAGAGAAGGAUGAAGCGUCGAAGGGUAUCAAGGAACCGGAGUUUGAAAGUACAGAGAAUAUGUUUUCAAAAUGGAAAGUAUUCUUCAUAACACAACAGUCUUACACAAAAAGUGAAAAAUUUGUCUAUAGGUACUUCUUGGGGUAUACUGUUCUUGGAUGCCUUAUGUUUGCAAAUUUUUAUCCCUGGACUUGAGUGCACAAUAUUUUAUUGAUAUUUUCUGAUCAAGAAACGCACGAAUUUUUGUACUUCAAAAUAGCUACAAUAAAAAGAUAUUUAAAAAACCAAUUGAUAGUUGUUACUUAACUUUUGUAAAUUAAUUGAUUAUUGAUUUUUCU